CCUCGGCUGGAACAACAUGUUGUAACCUGGUAUGGAAAAAACCUGUCCUCUUCUCCACUCUUAAUCUACACUUCGGUCAAUACUAUAAUUCUGUAUUGUUUAGUAACAUUGUGUAAACUAAGCCAAAACUUUUGUAAAUAGCUACUCCUUCCUUUUAAUAAUUAUCUUACAGGGAGGCGUACUGUUGAUUUUAAUUUUUACUUGAGAUAGUUUGGCCACUUCUACCUGUCAACCUGCCCAGCAGCACAGUGUGUUGAGGCAAGCCUGGCAUCUACCAUUUUCCAUCCCGGAUUAUUCCGUAACAUCUUAUACUCAUGGAAAAGGAAGUGGACGAUGAUUUACCACCCCAUACCAAGUACUGGUUGACUGACACGUCUAGAAAUGAUUGCUUCUUUGUCUUGGGGACAGAAUCAGGACACACUGAAAGGAUCGGAGCAAUAAAGUUCUUGCUAUUUGCAUACAGUGAACCUUUGCAGAAAAUGCUAGGUAACAGUGAAUUGGCUGAACAGGGAGAUGUGAGAGUCGUAGAUAUUGAGCCUGAAACUUUCUGGAAUUUCAUGAAAUGUGUUUAUGGAGGCAGUAGUGUUGUGAUUCCAAAACUUUCGUUUUGUGAGAGUGUCAAUUUGCUUUACGUAGUGGAAAAGUACUUAGUUACAGAGAUAAAACCAACAGUUGUGUCACAUAUUCUAGACUUGCUUCCAAAGGACAUUGACAAUAUAUUUUUUGCAAUUUCAAAUUCAUUUUGUUAUUCACAUGAGAAAAUAAGGAAAUUGACUAUGGAAAUUUUGGGAACCAAAAUGGACCAAAUUGUUUCUUCCGAAAAGUUUCUGCAGCUUAGUGCUGAAGCACUGUUGUUAAUUGUAGAAACAGACUGUUCUAAUAUAAGUGAACCCAGUGUUUGGGAGGCUGUGGUCAAGUGGGCAAAACACACAACAGAUUCAGACGAUGGAGAGGUUUUGAGAAAGCAAAUACUUCCACAUCUGAAAUUUAUUCGUUUCUGCACUUUCACCUGUGAAGAAUUUUGUGAAAAAGUAGUCCCGACUGGCAUACUGACUUGUGAAGAAGUGAAUGAAAUAUGUAAGUUUUUUGGUACUAGAAGUACAAUAAUGCUAAAAAGUGUUUCUGACUCAGUUGAUUCUCGAUGUAAAAUGGAAGUCAAUAAAACAUUUGUUUAUACUGUAAAUGAUAUUAAAAACCUGACUACUGAACAAGAAUCUCCCAAAUUCUUUUUCGAGAAUUACUUAUGGAAUAUAUCUUUGAGAAAAGAUGGAUGGAACUUAGGUUUUUUUCUGAAAUGUGGAGGAUACUCAGAAGAUCUGUUGGUCGAUUCAUUUAAAUUUUAAAUUUAUUCUUU
Molecule: messenger RNA, 1354 nt
Organism: Homalodisca vitripennis (glassy-winged sharpshooter)
Lineage: Eukaryota; Metazoa; Arthropoda; Insecta; Hemiptera; Cicadellidae
Product: BTB/POZ domain-containing protein 6-A-like
Exons: 2
Coding region: 315-1343 (342 amino acids)
Molecular function (GO): protein binding
Source: RefSeq, a predicted model, not a curated record